GCGCAGCUUGCCCACAUCCACCAAAGUCUGAUUAACCCACUAAUAGAGGGCGUUUUGUAACAGCCUCCUUAAAGGGCAAGUGCCAGCCAGUCCCUACUUUUCUCAGACCCUUUCGUCUGACUUUUUUGCCUCCAGCAGCAGUUGUCAUAACAAACACUCCACUGCUAAACCUUGCAGCUUGUCUAGAGAGUCCAGCUGGCCUCAGUGGACCCAGACUAAGCAGAAAGAGGGAGAGAGGGAGGAAGAGAGAGAAGAUGCGGACCCUCAUUGUUCUUGUGUUCCUGGCUGUCCUGACGGUUACAACUUUCUGUUAUGAGUCCUACGAGAGUAUGGAAUCACAUGAAUUUGCAAGUCCUUUCAUUAACAGAAGAAAUGCGUACAACUUCAUGAGGACUCCACCCAGGAGAAAUUCGAUUGUGCAGGAAAGGAUCAGAGAGCGCAAUAAGACCCCCCAGGAACGGCAACGGGAGAUCUGCGAGGACUACAAUCCCUGUGAACGUUAUGCUCUGCGCCAUGGCUAUGCUGCUGCCUACAGGCGUUUCUUUGGGCUGAGAAGGGGCUAGUGAAACAUCAGGAAUUGCCAUGUCCAGGGCCUGGAGCCUGGGUGUAUCUACAAAGUGUGACAACCUCUGAAAUGUAUUAAGUUGCUUGUCCAUCGUAUGUUAUUCCAUCUGCUGCUUCAAUACUUCUGUAGCCAAUGAUUCCUAGAUUCUGUGUUAAUCAACACAUUGCUGAUGUAGUGGUGGUUGGACAGAGAAGGAUGUGGGUGUUUUAAGAAAUAAACAGCUGGUUUGAUACA
Messenger RNA from Sphaerodactylus townsendi, 799 nucleotides. RefSeq names its product matrix Gla protein-like. The coding region runs from base 255 to 563 and encodes 102 amino acids. Gene Ontology annotation, biological process: regulation of bone mineralization. Gene Ontology annotation, molecular function: calcium ion binding. The record is from RefSeq and is a predicted model, not a curated record. Gene Ontology annotation, cellular component: extracellular region. Lineage: Eukaryota; Metazoa; Chordata; Lepidosauria; Squamata; Sphaerodactylidae. The transcript is spliced from 4 exons.